AUGGACGCAGAGAAGGAGGCGGCGGCUUGUCCGACCCGCGGCUCCCAGCGGGCAGCGGCAGGAUCAAGAAGGGGCGGGCGAGCGGGACAAGCCGCGGUGCCGGCGAGGGGCGUCGAGGUCCUCGCCGCCCCCGAGAAGCCGUACCUCGAGGGCCGCGCCCGUCGGGCCUCCGCUUCUACCGGCCCGGGGGUCGCGUCCCUGCCGCCCCUCUUCCUCGUCCCUCCGGCCCUGGUGGCGGUGAGGGAGCCCGGCCCGGGCGGCUGUCUGCCGGGAACUGAGGGACAAGGUGGCGGCGGCUCUCAGAGGCACCGCGAGAGGAGGGCUACCCUGGCUACUGUGGGGAUUAGCACCCGUCGCGGCCGCGAACUGGCCUCCAUCACCGCCGACCUGCCCCGGCCGCCAUGUUGGGAGGAAACGACGCGUCACGCAGCGGCCGAACGGCUGCAGAGGAGGAAGCGGCGGCGGCGGCGGCGCUGCCUGCCCAGAGCUGCCGCGGCGCCGGGAGACUGGGGGCGGAGGGCGGCGCGGGAGGAGCGGCCCGGGCUGCAGCGCUACGGCGGCCCGGCGGGGCCUCCAGCGUUCGCCUGCAGGGCGGUGUGGGGCGUGGCGGGCCUCUGGUGGCACCGCGCCCAGCACUUCGGUCUCUUGGUGGCGGCCGAGCUGCGGGACCAGAGAUCCCCCCACUCGGCACCCCUGCUCCGGCCGAGUGAACAGGACUCCUGGCUACUCUGCACCGGCUUUCUAACUUUGUGACGGGGGUGCAGUCGUUUGCAUUCCAGGGGUCACGGGAACACCCGCAUCGCCCGUUCUCAGCCGCACUGGGUCUCCGCCUGCAUCACUCGCCUCUAAAAUUUCCUUCCCCAGUGCACGGAACUGCUAUCCGGGACUGUGCUCUCCGACUACCUCAGGGAGGAUUCUGUUUUGGGAAAAGUGUUGAUCCAUUUCUAAUUCAUCUUUGUUUCUUCAAAAUGGAGUGUUGGGCCAGUGACAUUAUCCACCCCACCUUGAAAUCCUAGAGCCAUUUCUACAAGGUUCAUUACUCCAUUUCAUUAAGCAACAGGUCCUGCUAGCUAAAGUCUUUAAAAAAAAAAAAUAGCAGUAGCAAGUGACAGUUUUAGGAACAUUUCCUAACUCCAGUCUGUGACAUGCCCAUGAACUUUCCACAUUAAGAGGAAGUGGUAGGGUGGAAAAUUCUAAUCUUUUCGAAACUUUGGGACUCUAUAAAAAUUCCUGGGUGGGAGAAGAAGCUGGAGAAGAAAUCCUUGAUCUGUAACUUAAUAUAUGUGUAUAUUUUAUGUGUACAUGUUGGCCUGCCUACCUACGUGUUACAAAGCACGACAUCCUACAUGCCACAGAGAUGCAUCUCACAGGAGGCUAAGACAAGGUACCAGUUCUAAAAAAGCUGACAGCAGAGGCAGAAGGAAGAUGCAAACACAAAAAACAGUAACUAAUUGUGAAGCAGGAUGAAAUAAGUGAUAACAAAGAGGCAAGAGUGACUUGUGGUGGGUUCUGACUGAUGGGAGGUUUUAUAUAGCAGCACCAAGUACCAUACAGAUUCCAGGUUCAAACGCACACACAACAGGAAGAUGAGAAAGCUUAAGACUCAAAAUGAAAUGGAUUAGAUAAUGUAAUAUAUACGAAAGUCCUGGCAGAUGGCUUCACUUAUUGUUGUAAGAAGGAGUUAGCAUUUGAUUUGAGCUCUGAAGGAUAAAAGAAUUUUAAGUGAGGAGAAGGGUGUUCCAGGCUGAGGAAGAGUUGACAGUUUGAGUCUUGGGAGUAAGGUGGGGAAUGAAGAGUUGAUGAGGUGCUAGCAAACAGUGCCUGGAGAGAGAAAACAGGAGUCUGAAAGCUAUGCUAGACAAAGCACCAAGAGCUUUGUGUAACAGGCUGCGGAGCUGGGAGGAAAUGAAGAAAAGAAAAAGGUGGUUAUUCAACCUCCGCAUUCAGACACAUCGCCGCCACCCAUUCUCUGGUCCACCUGAACUGGUCAGAAAUAACCAAAGGAGGAUAAGGAAAUCAACGUGUUGCAACAACAAGGACAUCUUUGUAGCAGUGCAGUGUCCUAAUUGUGACUAAUUGUGAAACAGUUCAUCACCUCUGCUCACCCAGACCCCUCUCCUAUCAGCACCACCACCUCUUCCACCAAUCCCCACAGUAUUAACUCCACUUCCACUCUGUCUGACAUCACCCCCCUCAACCCUUCAGCUCCGCCUCUUCAAUCUGGACCAGCAGCAGCCCCUACUGCCAGAAGGACACGACAGCCACCCAGCAUGGCAGAGCAAACUUGCACAGGGAAAGUGUGCUAGGAAAUGGCUGCACACUGUCCCACUAGGGAAUGCCAUCCUCUGCCAACUAAGGAAUUCCAUGGAAAAGAUUCAUGUCAGUGGACAGAUCCAGAUGGUGCCUGGUACUCUGCAGGUCCUUAAUAACUUUCUGUUAAAUUGGGUCUUAAUUGUUUGUGAGUUAUUGAUUAUAAGAAGUUCAUUUUCU
Messenger RNA from Symphalangus syndactylus (siamang), 2490 nucleotides. RefSeq lists its product as uncharacterized. Lineage: Eukaryota; Metazoa; Chordata; Mammalia; Primates; Hylobatidae. The record is from RefSeq and is a predicted model, not a curated record.